CUGACAUUUAAAGAAGCAGCAGCCAAAUGGAUAAUGUUUGCUCAAAGACGUACCUGUUAGUUCUAAAGGUCACGAACGCCUGUUUCACUUAGUCUCGAGCUUUGUGAUUAAUAAUGUUCAGUUGACCGCCGAAUCAUUGGAAAUCACUGGGCACAAAGGGCGACUAAGCAGGUCCUAUUGGCGGCGCACAGAAACUUCUCCUCCCGGCGCUCGGAGGAUGCUCCUGCACCGCGCUCAGUCCGGCCUCAUGUCUCCGUGCCACCCAGCUCAACUUUAAGAGCAGAGGACCGGUCCGAUUUAAGUCUUUUCCCAAACUACCGAAAAGAGGGAGAUUUUUUUUCACUCUUUCUAAUCUGAACAUGUCUGCAGAGGAGGCGUACGUGGCGCGCCCGUUCAGGUUGAUCGCGCUGUUUUGCGCUUUCCUCGCCCUGUGUCUGGACGCCGUGGCUCUGUGGAGCCCCUCCUGGGUGACCGCCGAGAGCUUCUCGCUGUCGCUGUGGGAGUCCUGCAGGAGAGCCGCGUCCGCCUGGCGCUGCACCUCCACGCUCAGAUCCGACUGGCAGGUGGCCGCCCUGGUGCUGCUCCUGGCGGCGUCUGCGAUGACCCUGUCGGCCUUCAUCGUCGCCCUGAUCUCGCUGUGUCGGGGCACUCGCAGGAAGUGCUGUCGCACGGCGGCCAUCUUCCUCUUCACCGCAGUGGUCCUCCAAGCCUGCGCGCUGGUCCUGUACCCCAUCAAGUUCAUCGACGGCUCGGUCCUGCAAACCUACCACGAGUUCAACUGGGGCUACGGGGUGGCCUGGGGGGCCACCGUCUUCAUGCUGGGAGGCGGCGUCCUCUUCUGCGUCCGGCUGGGCGCGUACGAGGCCCCCCUUUACUGAGUCGUACUGUAUGCGGCCGCACCCGUGUCAUUUCACCUCCAUUUUCAACCGAAGGAUUGGGCCGGUCUGCUCACUAUUCUUAGCUAUGGUGAGUGGCUGCCCAGUGCACAGGACAGAGGAUGAGGACCAGAGAGACUCUGGAGCUGGGUUUGCCCCCCUCCCCCGAGAUGCUGCUGGAGGGACUGAAGGCCGAGAUGAAGAGCCAGGACGUUCCUGAAGAGCCUGUAAUCCCAUCAGCAACAAGCGGCGUUUCUGUUCUGCUAUAUUUUUUCAUUAAUGUCUUAGCUGACGUAGCAAAUUCUGAUAUUUUCAGCCUUUUCCCUUCAUCUCCAGCACCUGCUGUCAGAGAUUCUGUAGCGGCGGCGGGCAGAUGGACGGAUGUGUGCGAUCGACAGCCAUUCAUUUCUGUCACACACCCUGCGAAUGACAAUAAAAUGUUCAGAUGCUGUGUG
Brienomyrus brachyistius is the source of this 1330-nucleotide messenger RNA. Its product is annotated as transmembrane protein 47-like. The coding region runs from base 360 to 878 and encodes 172 amino acids. Lineage: Eukaryota; Metazoa; Chordata; Actinopteri; Osteoglossiformes; Mormyridae. The record is from RefSeq and is a predicted model, not a curated record. The transcript is spliced from 4 exons. Gene Ontology annotation, cellular component: cell-cell junction. Gene Ontology annotation, biological process: cell-cell adhesion.